Messenger RNA from Metopolophium dirhodum (rose-grain aphid), 3143 nucleotides. It is a transcript of the gene vg, whose product is annotated as protein vestigial. The transcript is spliced from 6 exons. The record is from RefSeq and is a predicted model, not a curated record. Gene Ontology annotation, cellular component: nucleus. The coding region runs from base 529 to 1584 and encodes 351 amino acids. Gene Ontology annotation, biological process: regulation of transcription by RNA polymerase II. Lineage: Eukaryota; Metazoa; Arthropoda; Insecta; Hemiptera; Aphididae. Gene Ontology annotation, molecular function: ATP binding.
CCGCGACGUCGACCGUCGCCUCAAACCGCAGUCCCCCGCGCUCACGCUCAGACAUACGCACCUGCGCACCGCAUAUAUCCGUGUAUCGUGUCGUCGUUGUGAUUUUUUAAGCAUCAAUAUUAUUACAUUUGUUUGUUUCGUACGAAAUCGUUUUCAACAAUCGCCGUAUUAAUUAUCUGUUUUGUUUUUUACGAUUAAUUGAAUUUAGCGAUUUUUACGGAUUUCACGUCGUUGUUGUCGCCACCGCCGCCGUGGUCAAAUGCAAUAACCUGCAGACGUAGGUGAAAGAUAAUAAUAUUGUUAUCCGCAUAAUUAUACCUAUGUAAAAUAUAUUAUAUUUACGCUUCGUGGGUAUUCGCGGGUUUUUUUGUUUUCAUUUUUGAUUCGAGUGCAGUUUGAUAAUAUCGUCGUAUAUUAAUAAUACUUAUACUCAUUACUCUGUGGUCGUCGUGUGUGCUUGUUGGAACCGUUUUCGAUCCAUACGCGAUAUUGUAAAUAAAUGUGUUGGGCGCGCGUCGAGUGCGGACUAUGAGCUGCACAGAGGUUAUGUAUCAGGCGUAUUAUCCGUAUUUGUACCAGAGGUCUUCGGGCACGGCAGCUCCGCCUACAAGGGCGCCGCAUCAUCACUUCGCACCGUUCACCCAAUAUGAUAGGUUGAGAGCGUUGGAAACGCACCAACAAGCGUCCACAUCUUCACCGAUUGGCGGCGGAGACUCUCCAGCGAAUAGAUGGACGACAAUUGCAGAUCAUACAGACUCACACCACAGCAGCGUCGGAUCCGGAGCAUCCAGUGUGGGCCCUGUUGGUGGCAUCGCCAGCCCCGCAUCCUCACCGGCCACUGCCAAUAGUGUUUCGGUAGUACACAAAGAAGAAGACACAUCCAGAGACGAUGUUCGCACUGAAAUGGACGAGGACGAGGACAACGUGCAGGACGACUCAAGAACGCGCGGGGACAGGCGUGCCGCCGCACACGCGCAAUACGUGUCUGUAAAUUGCGUGGUGUUCACCCACUAUACUGGCGACGUCGCCAACGUGGUAGACGAACACUUUUCCAGGGCGUUGAACAGCGAUCAAAAACUCAACAACGCUCAUCAGACGUCGACCAAAGAUACUUCCCCAAUGUCUUCCAGAAACUUCCCAGCGUCGUUUUGGAACAGUAAUUAUCACUCACAUCACUCCACUAGUCAAGUGUACCAUCCCGACACAAUGUACCAUCAUCAUGGUACUGCUGGUAAUCCCGCAGAUCCAUGGCAGACACAUUACCAACAAUAUACAGCUGCGGCUGCUCAUCACCAUCACAGGGCUGUGCACGAAUACCAUCACCACCAUAACAUGGCCGCCCAGUACGGCAGCCUACUACUACCGCCACCGACUUCGAGACUGGCGCCACCGCCGCCACCGCCACCUCCACCAUCUAGUCACCCACAUCCACACCAGUAUCACGGCAAAGCUGGCAUGGAACCGUGGCCCAACAGCGCCCAUCAUCCGGCCUUGGAUACUGGUGCGUCUUACUCGUCAUAUCCCACUGUUCCAGGUCUAGAAGCUCAAGUACAAGAAACGUCCAAAGAUCUAUAUUGGUUUUAAAUGUUUUGAUGAGAAUGUUUGUUAAAUUUCGGUAAAAUAUCAUUCUUCCGUUGUUAAUAUUGAAUAAGUGGUUUUUACGUAUAUAAAAAAUAUUAAUAGUUAUACUCAACAGUAAACACCUCAGCGAAUGUGUAACACCAUUUUCUAUAUUCUUAACACCUAACAUAAUUAGUCUUGGGUACCUAUGUAUCAGAACAAUUAUUUAAAGACGAUAAUACGAUAUAUUACGAUAAUAGUUAUUAAUUAUUAUUAAUAUGAAAUUAAGAUCACGACGAUAAACGCCAUAUUGAAUAAUUUUGCUUUGAAAAAACGUGUGUAUUAUAAUUAUAUAAGCCGUGUUGUUUGAUGUAGCGUAACUAGAAGUUAUUUACAAAUUAUAAGCAAUAGGUAUAUUAUAAGUAGUGCUAGUAAUUAAUAUGAUCACCAGAUUUUCAUUUAGCGGGUAUCCCAAAAUCUGGGUUAUUGGCAGUUAUAUUUUCCAACUAAAUAUAUUUAAAUUAAAUUAUUAUAAUUAUAUUUUAUUACUAGCAACUGAUUAUUACACAAGAUAUAAAUUAUACUGCUCGUUUAUGAAUAACAAUACAAAAUUUGACUAAAUUACAAAAAACGAUAUCAAAAAAUACGGAUAUCUAAAUUUUAAAAAAUCUAUAAUUUUUUUCAAAUGCUAUAAUAAUUUAUUACACAUAGCUAGUACAUGGGUGUCUCGACGCUUCUGCGGUCUCGGUCAAUAACUCAACAACUUUUCAAAUGUCUAAUUUUUUUGAUUUUUACUAUGUCCAACGACUAACGAGCAUGUCAAAACGCUUUUCGUACGAUCCUCGGCCUCCAGAAUGGUUGGAAAAUUAAAUAAAAAAAAAAAUAGAUGAAUAAUAAAUAAAUAGGUACACAUUUUAUUUUAUGCCGCAAAUAUGCUGUAGAAGUAUGUUUGAUUAACAUAUUAUACCUAUUAUAUUUAUUAUUUCACAAAAGUAGGACGAUCACAAAACUGACUAGAGACACUCUGUAUGAAGGUAAACAAAUAUAGAUUAAAAUAUAUAUAUGUAUAAUAUAUAUAUUCAUGUCCUAAUAAUCUAUACUCAUAAUAUUACAAUAUAAUGUUAAAUUAUUAUUAUAAUAAUUCUAAUAGUUAUACUCACAUUACUCACUAUAUAUAUAUAAUAAUUUAGUAGUGUUAUUUUUUAUUUGUAUACACUUUUUAACGAAUCCGUUUAAUUAAAUGUAUUUCAUAAUUUACAUAAGAUAUUUCAUUUUAUAUUAUUAUAUUAUUAUUAUUAUACUUUGUAAACUGUUAGAAUCGUGUGUUGAUGUGCAAUGUUAGAGUAGGUUCCUAUAUAAUAUUAUAGAAAAUAUUAUAUGAUAUUUACUCGGAUAUUAUUAUUAUCGUAUAUAUUAAUAUAUAAUAAUUGAUAACCUACCAAAGGUAUACUAUCGUAAUUGUAUAAAUAUAAUUAUUAAGACUUUUACUUAUGAUAUAAAUGUUGAACAAAUAUAAAAUAUGUAUCCCAAACGUAGAUACGAGAUCAAUAAAAUACUGAACCGUAUGAAAUACCUGCAAAAUA